AUGGAUUUUGAUAUAGUCCAUAGGCAGAAUAUUCUUGGUCAAUAUUCAAACCCUACUUACAUUGAAAAUCCAUACACACACCAAGCAAAUGAUCAUAAUAAUAAGGUUUUUUCUGCUUUGUCUCAUCAAGUGGAAGUGAAAAAUCUUGAUAGUAAUAAUCCAUCGGUCGAGGGCUCGUCUUGGGAUAUCAGCAACCCUAAUUCGGAUCUUCUUUGCUCGCCGUUCGAUUAUCCUUUCUAUCUGUUUCAUCAAUCGUGUUUCGGAAAGUCGAAUCAAGAGUAUUACUUAUCGGCCGGUUAUUGCACGACCCCUUUUGUGCAAGAACACGAUGUGCAGGAUUUGCACGUGUCGAGUAAUGUUGUUGUUAAUGUGGAUCGAUCGAGAGGUCCUUUCUCAACGAUGGAUCGAUAUCAAAUGGACGAGGAUUUGGAUUAUUCUGAGAAAACGAGCUUGUCGAAUGGUCGAUUCUCGGAUAAUGACACCAAGAAAAUGUCGAAGAGGAAAAGAAUUAUCGAUAACAAGUCGGAUAUAAUAAAAGGCCAAUGGAGUCCCGAGGAAGAUAGGUAUACUUCUUGUGAGGUUUUGUGA
Molecule: messenger RNA, 588 nt
Organism: Striga hermonthica
Lineage: Eukaryota; Viridiplantae; Streptophyta; Magnoliopsida; Lamiales; Orobanchaceae
Source: the annotation of a GenBank genome assembly